Odocoileus virginianus texanus is the source of this 3387-nucleotide messenger RNA. RefSeq names its product Ras like without CAAX 1 (gene RIT1). NCBI's taxonomy places the organism in Eukaryota, Metazoa, Chordata, Mammalia, Artiodactyla, Cervidae. Gene Ontology annotation, cellular component: plasma membrane. Gene Ontology annotation, biological process: Ras protein signal transduction. Gene Ontology annotation, molecular function: GDP binding; GTP binding; GTPase activity. The record is from RefSeq and is a predicted model, not a curated record.
GGGUGGAGGGCCUGAAGGCGGGCCGGAGAUGCAGCUGGGGGAGGGGGCGGAACCUCCGGGUACCGCUGGCGUGAGAGGACCCUUGCGGCCUAAGGGGAGGUGUUCCUUUGGUCCUCAAACCUCAACUUUCUUACUGGGCUUCUUCCUGCUGUAUCCCAGUUUGAAAAAUUAAAGAUUUCUUCGUCUCUUGUCUUUCUGGAAAAUGUGCCUUUUCCUCGGGGCAGCCCGGGAUUCUCCAAGAGGACAAUGGAUUCUGGGACUCGCCCAGUUGGUAGCUGUAGCAGCCCUGCCGGGCUGUCUCGGGAAUAUAAACUAGUGAUGCUGGGUGCUGGUGGUGUAGGGAAAAGUGCCAUGACCAUGCAGUUCAUUAGCCACCGAUUUCCAGAAGAUCAUGAUCCUACCAUUGAAGAUGCUUAUAAAAUCCGGAUCCGUAUUGAUGAUGAGCCUGCCAAUCUGGACAUUUUGGAUACGGCUGGACAGGCAGAGUUUACAGCCAUGCGGGAUCAGUAUAUGAGGGCAGGAGAAGGGUUUAUCAUCUGUUACUCCAUUACCGAUCGUCGAAGUUUCCAUGAAGUUCGGGAGUUUAAACAGCUUAUUUAUCGAGUUCGACGUACUGAUGAUACUCCUGUGGUUCUUGUGGGAAACAAGUCUGACCUAAAGCAGCUAAGACAGGUCACCAAGGAAGAAGGAUUGGCUUUGGCCCGAGAAUUCAGCUGCCCCUUUUUUGAGACAUCUGCUGCAUACCGCUACUACAUCGAUGAUGUAUUCCAUGCCCUUGUCCGGGAGAUUCGUAGGAAAGAAAAGGAGGCAGUGCUGGCCAUGGAGAAAAAAUCUAAGCCCAAAAAUAGUGUAUGGAAGAGGCUAAAAUCACCAUUCCGGAAGAAGAAAGAUUCAGUAACUUGAAGGAAAGAUGUGAAAUGUUUAUCUGUGAACUGCAGUGCUUAAUCAGAGCAGUCCAGUAAUCUGCAUUAGUGAGCAUGGUGCUUGUUCUUUCUCCUGUUAUGACCGUUAUUUUAAAAGUAACUGAUGAAGGGGACAUGCCCACUAGGAGAUUUCAAUGAUGUGGUAUUUAAAGUAUUGUGUCUUAGCUAAUUCUGAUUUUAUUAACCCAGUGGAGCACUGUCUACUGUUUAAUUUGCCACAUUAGAAUUUGAUCUGCCAAUGUUUUGGAUUCUGUUGCUGACAUAAUUAAUGUAACUUUUUUAUGCCUAGGGGAAUAUGUAUACCAUAUGUGUUUGGCUAAGCUCACAAGAGGAAUUUUUUGCCAUACACUAUUCUGCACUCUGUCGCAGUCGCAACUGCAUUUUCCUAGGAAGGACUUCAGGGAAGGACUUCUGUCUUUUCUAUUCAUGCUGUGCUUCCUGGAGACAGAACAAAAAUCAUAUUGGGAAAUCAGUUCUACAGAGAUCAGUGCUAAAGUUCAGCCGAUAGCUAUGGAACUGACUCCUGUUGCAGAUAGUGAUGAGAAUGGGGAAAUCAGGCUGUAUGUUUUUGCAGGAACUUGGCUAGAAAAAGGUAGGAUCAGAACAGUGCUCCCCAGAGGAGCCUGUCUUUUCUAAGAAGUACACACAUUUGACCCAAAUUCACUGGGAUGAAUGAGAACAAACAAAUAAGUAAAAUGUAAUGAAGCUUUCUUUCUCCUACAAGGUUAUUUUACUCUUCCUUUCAGGGUUUUAUCUUUCUUUACCUUCAAAGGUAAACACGUUGGAAACCAUUACUAGAUUACUAAACUCUUGUUUAAAUAUUUGGUUGGGAUAGCCAUUGCCUUGUAUAGGUUUAUUUUUUUCCCCAGAGAUGCACUCACCAAUACACUUAUAUUAAUUGCUUCCUAGUGCUUGCCCCUCACUUCUUCAUGCUCUCUAGAAGAGCUAAGCCUGGCAGAAUGUUUUAUAGGCCCUUCGUCAGACUGACUGCAUUUUUCCAUACAGAAGAGACUAAUCAGGAGUUAGUAAAAUUGUGUAUGUGCCUCCUUGACAUAGACAAUCACUAGACUCAGUGUUCUAAGAAAGCCUGUGGCAUUUCUGUUUAAUGAGCCAGCCUUGAAGCUUUAAAAUUCCCAUGUGUUGAGUUUCUCAUUGAAGAUUUCUUUACAAGGACCUUGCUAAGUUCACCUCAGGGUUUUGUCUGAGCCUUGACAAAGCUUAGCCUAAGAGAAUACCACUUUGAUCACUGCAUAGUGGAAAAACUAUCCUGUCUUCUUGGGAAGAAUCAGCUUUAAAUAUUGGUGGUGAACUCGUUCUUUUAGAUCCAGGAUUAUUGUGAUACCUGAACUUGUUAUGCAUGGAGAUUAAGUACAAAAGUGCUAGGAAUAAUGUAGCAUAUGUUGAAGAUUAAAUGUCACUGAAGCAAUGUUUGUGACCACUUUAAAAACAUGACUUUGUGUAGCACCUUUUAAAAAGCACACAGCUUAACAUACUGUUUUCCAUUUUUAUUACCAACAGAAGGAUGGGAUUUUUCCUUCCAAUCAGUGGGAUAUGUUCUAGGUUUAAGGAAAAGUGAUGAUUGUAACUUUUUUAGCUGAGUAGUGGUCCCUUUUGAAACUCCUGAAGGUGUUUUUGCUACCAAAUAAAUCAUGUUUUAUGGUACUCAAGCCAUCCAAAAGUGAAAGAUACAGAAUUUGAAUUUAUGCAGGACAAAUAUCUUAAGGAAUCAUAGCACUUUGGAGAACCAUGACAGAAGAUAAGUACAGUGCAAUUCUAUAAAUAGUGUUUCACAUUUAAACUAGCUUAGAGCCUAUUAGGUUUAAUGCCUUAGCUUCUCAUUACUAAUGACCUAGGGAAUUGUUAUUAGCAUCAAGCAAGAAGUUCAGGAUAGUCAAGGCAGCAGAGAAUAUUGCCAGAAAAAAAAAUCUUUAAGACAGGAGGGAAUUUCUAUUAUAUAUAAGAAAAAUAACAAAUGAGUUUUUUUUAAGACUAUCAGUGUCAUAUAUUUGAUCAUUGGAUUAAUUAGCCCAUCAAUUAGUAUUGAGAAUUCUGUUCAUGGUGCUAAGUAGUUAGAGGGGUGUAAUGUGUAGGUCAUAGUUCUAAGUGAUUGUAUAGUGUAAAUAAUUUAUAAGCUCUAAAUAGUCAGCUUUAUCUAAUUUGAGGGCAUUAAAAUCAGUUACUGCCUGGAACUUUGAAGAGAGAAAACUUCAGGGACAGAUAAGUUGAAAAGCACUGGAACUGUUUAUGUCCAUACCAGGUUGGUGAAUUACAAAAUUUGGAAACUGGUGUCUAAAAUUAACUGUUUAGAAUUCAAAAGGGGACAUAAUGUUUUACCUUUGUGAUCUAUUAGCAAGAAUUAGUCUACUGUAAUGUUUGGGGAGCAAAGGGAAGAAAAAUUUUUCACUUAUGCACUUGUUUUUGAAGACAGUUUGUAUGACACAAUACAAAACUUUUAAACAACUUA